This is a messenger RNA of Anoplopoma fimbria (sablefish), 2240 nucleotides long. RefSeq names its product nucleoporin 54 (gene nup54). NCBI's taxonomy places the organism in Eukaryota, Metazoa, Chordata, Actinopteri, Perciformes, Anoplopomatidae. The record is from RefSeq and is a predicted model, not a curated record. Bases 68 to 1774 code for a protein of 568 amino acids. Gene Ontology annotation, biological process: NLS-bearing protein import into nucleus; nuclear pore organization; protein localization to nuclear inner membrane. The transcript has 14 exons. Gene Ontology annotation, molecular function: structural constituent of nuclear pore. Gene Ontology annotation, cellular component: nuclear pore central transport channel; nuclear pore.
AGAGAAGAAGAAGAAGGAGAAGAAGAAGAAGAAGAAGAAGAAGAAGAACUGCCUGAAAACAGUCAACAUGGCGUUCAGUUUUGGCGGUGCCACGAGUAACCCAGCGGCAAGCACAUCCGGGUUUUCUUUCGGUUCAUUUGGUGCCAAACCUACAGCAUCAACAGCAGCAUUUGGCUUUGGCCCCGCAGCCACCACCACCACCGCCGCCGCAGCCGGAUUCGGCACUCUCACUGCCCCUGGUUUUGGGGCAGCCACCACCACUGCUGCCGCACCAGCCACAGGAUUUAGUUUUGGCUCCACCAACACUGGCACGUUUGGUGGCUUUGGGACAGCUACAACAACUGCUGCUGCACCAGGGUCCACGUUUAGCUUUGCUGCUCCCGCCAACACCACAGGUGGACUGUUUGGUAACACGCAGAACAAAGGGUUCGGGUUCUCAUCGGGGCUUGGGGCUGGCACGGCUGCUGGGGCAGGAGGAUUUGGAACUGGAUUAGGAACAAGUGGCCUUGGUGGGUUUGGAGGCUUUAAUAUCCAGCCAUCUCAGCAGCAGCCAGGAAGCUUGUUUGGCCAGCAGGCCCAGCAACAGGCUCAGCCCACCCAGCUCUACCAGCAGGUCACUGCUCUGUCAGCUCCCACCUUGUUAGGAGAUGAGCGUGACUCCAUCUUAGCCAAAUGGAACCAGUUGCAGGCUUACUGGGGCACUGGCAAGGGCUACUACAGCAACAACAACCAACCUGUUGACUUCGGCCAGGAGAACCCGUUCUGCAGGUUCAAGGCGGUGGGCUACAGCUGCGUCCCAGUGAGUAAGGACGAGGAUGGUUUAGUGGCCUUGCUUUUUAAUAGAAAAGAAGCUGAUGUGCGAGCUCUGCAGCAGCAACUGGUGGAGUCCCUCCACAAAGUCCUGGGAAGCAACCAGACUCUCACUGUCAAUGUGGACGGUGUCAAAGCCCUGUCCAAUGACCAGACAGAGGUGAUCGUUUACGUGGUGGAGCGUUCUCCUAAUGGCACCUCCAAGCGGAUACCUGCCACCACGCUAUUCAGUUACCUGGAGCAGGCCAAUGUCAAGGUCCAGCUCACGCAGAUUGGAGUGGCCAUGACUGUGGCACGCACAGAGCUGUCACCAGCACAGCUCAAACACCUGCUGCAGAAUGCACCUGCAGGAGUGGACCCCAUCAUUUGGGAGCAGGCUAAGGUGGACAAUCCUGACUCAGAAAAAUUAAUACCCGUGCCCAUGGUGGGUUUUAAGGAGCUUUUUCGGAGGCUGCAAAUCCAGGAGCAGAUGACCAAACAGCACCAGACCAGAGUGGAUAUUAUAUCCAGUGACAUCAGUGACCUCCAGAAGAACCAGGCGACCACAGUGGCCAAGAUUGCCCAGUACAAGAGGAAGCUGAUGGAUCUCUCUCACAGGGUGCUGCAGGUGCUAAUCAAACAGGAGAUUCAGAGAAAAAGUGGUUACGCUAUCCAAGUGGAUGAGGAGCACCUCAGGGUGCAGCUGGACACCAUUCACUCUGAGCUGAAUGCCCCCACACAGUUCAAAGGUCGUUUGAAUGAAUUAAUGUCCCAGAUCCGGAUGCAAAAUCACUUUGGAGCUGUGAGAUCAGAAGAGCGCUACAGUGUUGAUGCCGACCUUCUGAGGGAAAUCAAACAACACUUGAAACAGCAGCAGGACGGUUUAAGUCAUUUGAUCAGCGUCAUCAAAGACGACUUGGAAGACAUCAAACUCAUAGAGCACGGGCUGAGUGACAGUGGACACAGAGGAGGCCUCCUGAGCUGAUCGACCCCACCAACACACAUACAUAUAUAAUGCUCUGACUCCCAAUAUCAAUCCUCCGAAAAGUGGCCGGCCCGUCACCUAGAAGAGUCAACUUGUCCUUUUAUGUCAUGGUAUAGGAUGCAUAUAAAGCAAUCUUUGCCUUUUUUAGGUUUGAUCAAAGGAGGGCAUCUGAAUAUCGAGUCUCUUGAGCAACAUUCAAGGACUGAGCCCCACUACCAACAAAAUGACGACGGCUUAAUCUGUGCUUUCCGGACUGUUAUUAAGAGCUUAAUGGAAAGACUCAACAUCGUCUAAUAAUAGCCGGCUCCCUCUUUGUUAAAGCAGAUUAUGGAAUUGAGACUAUGAUUGUGGCUGGCAUGUAAACAAAUCGUAGGAUUGAGUGUGUGCCGUGUUUUGAAUACAUUGUAAAUACAUCUUUGUAUUUCUUUUUUUAUGCUAUUGUCAGAAUGUUAAUAAAUUUCAUUUA